This is a messenger RNA of Fusarium falciforme, 660 nucleotides long. RefSeq names its product DUF1989 domain-containing protein. Lineage: Eukaryota; Fungi; Ascomycota; Sordariomycetes; Hypocreales; Nectriaceae. The transcript has a single exon. The coding region runs from base 1 to 660 and encodes 219 amino acids. The record is from RefSeq and is a predicted model, not a curated record.
AUGGCUUCUUCCGUUGUCAACACCCUCACUGGUGCUGCCAAAACCCAUAUCGUCCCUGCAGGUCGCGGCUUUGCCUUCGCCGUCAAGGCUGGGUGCCGGCUUCGCAUUAUCGACCUCCACGGAGAGCAGGUCGUUGAUAUGAUGGCCUGGCGUGCCACUUACUCGUCCGACACCUCAUGUGAGCAUUUCUCUACAUCUUAUACAAGAUGGUUCUUGGGCAGCCAAGCACCUCCUGCUGUCGACCAGUUCCUCUACUCGAACCAUGCCAGAAAGAUGUUCAAGGUUGUUGAGGACAGGGUCAAAGUCCACGCUAUGCAAUACAUGGCUUGCAAUCCAGGACUUUACGCAGUUAUCGGCAAGCCUGAGCACAGAAGUUGCGCUGGAAACUUUGCCGAGGCUAUGACAACCUACCUGCACGAGAACGUGGAUCCGCAGGUAAAAUUUGAGUGGUACCAGGUUCACGAUCCUUUCAACACGUUUCGAAACACCCCCUACUACAUCAUGAAGGGCUGGAUGGACUCGAGCAAGGCAGGAGGCUUUAUCGAAUUUGAAGCACUCAUGGACUCGGUUAUCGCAGUCAGCUGUUGUUCGUAUGAGGAGGGUGGUUUCAAUGGGGGGAUAUCUACUGAUGUUGCCGUUAGCUGGCAAGAGUCGGCAUAA